This is a messenger RNA of Entrophospora sp. SA101, 1491 nucleotides long. The record is from the annotation of a GenBank genome assembly. Lineage: Eukaryota; Fungi; Glomeromycota; Glomeromycetes; Entrophosporales; Entrophosporaceae.
GAAAAACAUGGUAAAGCAAUCUCAAAAGACACUUGGAAUUUGCUGCUGGAAUUUGUCAGACAAAUCAAUGAGGAUUUAAAUAAUUAUGAUACAGAGGACCAAAUUUCUCAUCAUCGUGAUCAUACUCAUGAAAGAAGUGAACAACAUCUAUCUAAAGAAAAUGAUGAUUGGGACAAUCGACUCGUAGGCACAGAGAAAGGGAGAGAGAACGUAGCCAAGAAAGAAGUUGAAGAGAUAGGGAUGAUAGAGAUCAUAGAGAUCAUAGUAACUCCUAUCAAUAGAAGAAGAAGGAAGUUAAACAAUUGGGAUGUGCCACCACCAGGAUACGAAGGAAUGACAGCACAUCAAGUUAAAGCUACAGGGUAUUUUCUACUUCCUGGACAAACUUCCACCACAAGACCAUCAGCGGCUUCAAAUUUGCCAGUAAUACCUGGAAUGGACCCAUCAAGGGCAGCAAUGAUAUUAGGUAUGGAACAUGAACUUCCACCACAAUUUAAAGUUAGUCAAGGAGCAACAGGUCCAGUUGCACAAACUGCAUCAUUAGCAAGACAAGCUAGGCAACUUUAUGUUGGUAAUAUUCCAUAUGAAUGGCUUAUCAGAAUUUUUAACUCUACAAUGCUUCAAUUGAAUAUUACUACUGCACCCAGCAAUCCGGUUACAGCUGUUCAAAUCAAUCAUGAUAAAAACUAUGCAUUUGUUGAAUUUCAUGCACCUGAAGAAGCUACAGCUGCAAUGGCAUUUGAUGGAAUUACAUUUCAAGGCCAAUCAUUAAAGAUUCAUCGACCAAAAGAUUAUCAACCUCCACCUGGACAAAAUCUUGAGCCGCCACCAAUACAUGUGCCAGGAGUUGUAUCUACAAAUGUACCUGAUAGCCCAAAUAAAAUUUUUAUUGGCGGUCUACCAACCUAUUUAAAUGAUGAACAAGUUAUGGAACUUUUAAAAUCUUUUGGAGAAUUGAGAGCUUUUAAUUUAGUUAAAGAUAUUUUAUCAGGCAUUUCCAAGGGUUGUGCAUUUUGUGAAUAUCUUGAUCCAAGUGUGACAGAUUUAGCUUGUCAAGGUUUAAACAAUACGGAGCUUAGUGAUCGUAAAUUAGUAGUCCAAAGAGCUAGUAUUGGAUCAGCUAAGAACUUGGGCAUGGCAGUAGUUCUGUCAUAUUCAGUUCUUAUUCCAGCUGGAAGUGGAGAAAUGCAACCAACUACUGUUCUUCAACUUCUUAAUAUGGAUACUUCUGAGGAAUUAGUAGAUGAUGAAGAAUAUGAAGAUAUAGUUGAGGAUGUUAGAGAAGAAUGUUCUAAAUUUGGUUGCAUCAUUGAUAUGAAAAUUCCUAGACCAGGUCAAUCAACUACUGGUGUUGGCAAGAUUUUUGUAAGAUUCGAUUCUGCAGAGGCAGCUGGUAUAGCACUUCGAGCACUUGCAGGAAGAAAGUUUGCUGAACGUACAGUUCUUACAUCUUAUUUUGCUGAAGAACAAUACUUUGCAGAAGACACUUAA